Nymphaea colorata (pocket water lily) is the source of this 1252-nucleotide messenger RNA. RefSeq lists its product as uncharacterized. Gene Ontology annotation, biological process: isocitrate metabolic process. Lineage: Eukaryota; Viridiplantae; Streptophyta; Magnoliopsida; Nymphaeales; Nymphaeaceae. Gene Ontology annotation, cellular component: mitochondrion. The record is from RefSeq and is a predicted model, not a curated record. Gene Ontology annotation, molecular function: isocitrate dehydrogenase (NADP+) activity.
AUGUUGUCAAGGUGCCUGUCGCUUACCUCAAGAAACCUGCUGAGCUACGGUUUCGCUUCCCAAAAGAUCAAGGUCUCAAACCCCGUUGCCGAGUUAGACGGUGACGAGAUGACCAGAAUCUUCUGGCAGUUCAUCAAGGAUGAACUCAUCCAUCCCUUCCUUGAUCUCAACAUCCAAUACUUCGACCUUGGCAUCUAGCACAGAGACAAGACCAACGAUCAAGUCACUCUUGACUCUGCCAAGGCCAUCAAGGAUUGCAAGGUCGGCAUCAAGUGCGCCACCAUCACUCCUGAUGAGGCAAGAGUAGAGGAAUUCAAGCUCAAGAAGAUGUGGAAGAGCCCUAACGGAACUAUCAGAAACUACCUCAACGGAACUGUCUUCAGAGAGCCAAUUCUCAUCAAGAACAUUCCAAGACUGGUCAAGAACUGGACCAAGCCCAUCGUCAUCGGCAGACACGCCUUCGGUGAUGUCUACAACUGCACCGAUUUCCUCAUCCCAGGAGCAGGAAACAUCGCAGUUGACUUCAAGGGCGCCAACGGAACCCCCGACCAACAUAUCGACGUCCAUAAAUACCCCGGAGCCGGUGUCGGUCUGUUGAUGUUCAACCACGAUGACUCCAUCGAAGCAUUCGCCCACGCCUGCUUCAAAUACGCCCUCAACCGCAACUACCCCCUCUACAUGACCACCAAGAACACCAUCCUCAAGAGAUACGACGGCAGGUUCAAGGACAUCUUCGAGGGAAUUUACCAAAACACCUACAAGAAAGAAUUCGAGGCAAAGAAGCUUUGGUACGAGCACAGACUCAUCGAUGAUAUGGUCGCCCAAGUCAUCAAGGGAGAAGGAGGCUACGUCUGGGCCUGCAAGAACUAUGACGGUGACGUCCAAUCCGACCUCGUCGCUCAAGGUAAAGGUCAAUUAAUUGGAUAUGGAUCUUUGGGAUUGAUGACUUCCGUGCUUUACACCCCCGACGGUGCAGUUGAGGCUGAAGCUGCCCACGGCACUGUUACUCGCCACUACAGAGAGCACCAAAAGGGUAGGGAAACCUCCACCAACUCAAUCGCCAGCAUCUUCGCCUGGACCAGAGGUCUUCUCCACCGUGCCCGCCUCGACAACAAUGCCGAACUCGAAAACUUCUGCCACACUCUUGAAGCCGCCACCAUCGAAGCCGUCGAGAACGGAGAAAUGACUAAGGAUUUGGCCAUUUGCGUUCACAACACAAACAACGUCCCAGGAACACUUACCUAAACACCCA